AUGUCCUACCCGGCGCAGGAGCUGCAGCCAAACACCCUGUAUCUGACCAUCUCAACACCUGAAGCGCCCGCGACCGCCAUCGCACACAUCUACGAUGUCGACAUGACCUGGCUUCAAGGCGCCCUGGCCGCACCCAUGGAAGGAGCCGACAACUUUGAAUGGGGAAUCUACUGGCAUCGAGGCCACCAAGACGGCACCUGGUACAUGAUGCACCGCGCCGGUGAUCCUGAAUUGCCCACCUACCAACUUGGCCUCAAGAUGAAGCAUCCCUUCAAGAGCAUGGAGAUGAGGCAGUCUCCCCGUCUCCACCACCACGUCGUCGGACUCAUCCGUCUCAUGCGCAUCUCCGAAUUGACCGGUCCUGAGAUCACGACCUAUCUCGACUGGCUCGCACCUAGGGCCGCCAUGAAGGCGCAGCGGAGCGUCAUGUAG
Molecule: messenger RNA, 432 nt
Organism: Fusarium vanettenii 77-13-4
Lineage: Eukaryota; Fungi; Ascomycota; Sordariomycetes; Hypocreales; Nectriaceae
Exons: 1
Coding region: 1-432 (143 amino acids)
Source: RefSeq, a predicted model, not a curated record